UGCUCUCACCUGAAAAGCCUCUUUUCCACCUGCUUCUAUAAAAUGAAUUGCUGAUCUCACCUGCAAAGAAAAAAAACCUUUUUUCUCCUGCUUCUAUAUAAUCAAUGGUUGAUUUCAUCUGAAAAACACAUUUUUCCCUCCUGCUUAGCCCUAACCCUAAUCAAUUGCUGCUCUCCCCUGAUUAACUCAAAAGUAGAUCCAGGGCAGGAAAAGGCCAGGUGGUUUAUAUAGAGGAUUAUGGAGGUAACUAAAAGACCAGGCAACCAGAGAGGGUAGCUCCAAAAAGUUGGGGAGCUGGGGUUCUGCUGCAGGGCUUGAUGGCAGCGGGUGGAGAAGGAAGCCAGAGGGUAGCUGCUUCUCCCUUGUGGCCAGAAGUAAUUGAAGCAAGUUCUCCUUUUGGUGUUACUGCACGUACAAGGUACUUCUCUUCUUUCCCGGUCCAGACAAUAUUUAUCCAGAGGAACAAGCCUCAGAAAGACACCCUGGGGUUAUUAGCCCAGCGAGGCUUCAAACUGGAAGAGUAUUUCAUCGGCCAGUCGAUUGGCAAAGGCUGCAGCGGUGCCGUGUAUGAAGCCGCUGCCCCUGCCACCCCCGCGGGAGACGGAGAUGAGCAUGAUGGUGCUUCGGGCGUCCAGGGUGUAGCAGAGGCCGAGGGCUGGAAGGAAGGAUUUCCGUUGGCUAUCAAAAUGAUGUGGAAUAUUUCGGCUGGCUCUUCCAGUGAAGGAAUCCUCACCACCAUGUCUCAAGAACUUGUUCCAGCCAGCGGCCGUGCCCUUUCUGGAGAAUUUGGAGCAGUUGUUAGGCCCAGGAAACACGUCUUUGGGAAGAAGUGGCUGAAACCUCACCCCAACAUCAUCCAGGUGAUUCGAGCUUUCACAUCUCACGUCCCGCUGCUUCCGGGCGCCACGGUGGACUAUCCCGAUGUCCUGCCUUCCACCUUGAAUCCCUCUGGAAUUGGGCACAGCCGCACCCUCUUCCUGGUGAUGAAGAAUUACCCGUGCACCCUGCGUCAGUACCUUUCCGAGGGACGCCCGACCCCCCGUCUGGGGGCUGUGAUGAUCCUGCAGUUGCUGGAAGGCGUGGACCACCUCAUCCGACAAGGAGUUGCUCACAGGGAUCUGAAGUCAGACAACAUUCUGGUGGAAUUUGACUCUGCAGGGUGCCCAGGGCUGGUCAUCACUGAUUUUGGCUGCUGCUUGGCCGACGAAAAGCUGGGCUUGAAGCUGCCUUUUCCCAGCUGGUACGUGGAUCGCGGUGGCAAUACCUGCCUGAUGGCGCCUGAGGUGGCCACUGCCGUCCCCGGCCCAGGCGUGGUGAUCGACUACACCAAGGCGGACGUGUGGGCCGUGGGGGCCCUUGCGUACGAGAUCCUCGGGGCCAGGAACCCCUUCUACGGCCAAGGGGGAGCUGCCCUGGACAGCCGGAGCUACCGAGAGGAGGAGCUGCCCCCCUUGCCCUCCCCGGUGGCCCCAGAGGUGAAGACCCUGGUCGCCAUGCUCCUGAGGCGGAGCCCAGCCAAGAGGCCCUCUGCCCGCGUGGCAGCCAACGUCCUCCACCUGAGCCUCUGGGCCGAACCGGGUCUCGGCCGGCCAGACCUCUGUCUCCGCCAGCUGGUGGCCUGGCUGCUCCGACAAUCAGCUGCGGCUUUACUGACCGACCGCCUCGGAAGCGACCGUGGGGUUGAGUCUCGCUUGAGGAGGGGCUUCUUGGCCAACCUGGAAUACGACGACCUCCGUGAGGCGGCGGCCCUGCUCUGCUCCGCUCCUGGAGGAGGGCAGCUUAGCCCUGCCCGUCACUAAAAGUGCUCAGCUGAUUGAGGCCUCCUGUGGUCUCGGGCCCCGUGGGAGAGAGCAGCUUCCCUGCUGGGUGUUGUAGUGCGAAGGGUGUUCAGCUCAGGCUCAAGCCGUGGAAAUCGGCGUUUUCUCCCCGAGUCUCAGGUUCGUCAAGCCGGGAGGGAGGCGAUGUGGCUUUUCCCCUGGAGAGCGGCCUUCCUUUCGAAGAGGGAGCCGCGAGGACGAGGGUUGCCAGGGCGGCGAGACCCGGGGCUGCAGUCUCACAAAAAUCUGGGUCCUAAUCUAGGCUCCUUGUUUCGGGCUUGGCUUGGAGUGCACAACCAGAAAUGGGUGGAAUUCAACCACUAGGGUUUUGAGUUGCAUAUGAUUUAAGGUCUAAAAUGCCUUUAUUUAACAGAGACGGGAAGUAUCAAAGCAAGAUGCUUAUAACCUGACUUCAUUCAGUGACCCAGAACCCAGACCUGGGUGGUAGGCGGCCAUUUGCCUUUGUUGUGUCUAAUUCUAAAGUUUAAGCCAGGUGGGAUAAAGGUCAUUGCCUGCUUUGUCGCGAUUCUCUUUUGGUCAGACUUUCUAAGAGGACACGCUUGCCCCCUGUGGAAAUACGGAAAUGUUCAAACCCUUCUGGGCUUCCAAGAUCUUGCCACUAAAUGUCUGGCUGCAACCCACCAAAAAGCAAACAAACAGCCUCCAUCGAGGGCCUUUCUUGCUGGCAAGGUUUUCUUUUCCCACGCAUUCUGACUGUGCGGUUAAUGGGGGGCCCUUCGCUGGGAAGAGUGCCUGGCCGGCGUUCCCAAGAAGAGGCCCGUCUGCCCAUGGAGGGGCUCCAGCCUCCCCUGCCGGAAUGGCGUUUUUUGCAUCCGUCUGCUUGAAGGAGAAGCAGCCAAACCUCUGGGAAGGGCUCCCUGUGCUGCGGAAGGUGGGGCCUUUGGGAAGGUGUGGGGUGGAUGGCCCCCCCAAGGAGAAGGGGGCCACUGACUUUCUCGUGAGUGGCUUGCGGGAUUGUGGGAGGGGCAGGCACACGCCUUAGACAACUAAGGGGCAGGCAGGGCAGAAAAUCCUGGCUCCCCUUCAGAAAUCCAGAAUCAGAGAGGCGUCUCGUAUCUUUGCUGCGUCCAGGGCACCCUUCUUAGCACGUUAGGUUUUUUUUUCAGAGUGCAGGAGGAUGUGCAGCGUGUUGGGCUGUGUAAGUAGGGUGGGCUGGGGUGUGCAGAGUUGCAUGUGCGGUUUUUGACAGGGAGGGGGAGGCUUUUCCGUGGCUUUCUGGUUUUUUUGCUGGAAAUCCACAGGAAAUUGGACCUCUUUUUCUUUUUCGGUAGCGUGCUUGGGGAUGAAUGCGAAAGGAAAAAAAAUAGCAGAUCAAGUUUCUAGGCCUGAAUGUUUUCAAGUUGGCUGGCGGGGCUCCUCAGGUUGGAAGCAAAACAGACCGUCUAAGAUUUCCAGUAGCUGGGGAGGGAGUUCAGCGCCUUCCGCCGAAAAGGGAAAAAGGCAUGUUACGGAGGCUCAGCCUGGCAUGUGAACCAUCGGGCCUAAGCUGUGCGAGUCGGCCAGCUCUGAAUGGCGUCUUUGUUUUCUUUUAAAGUGCGGAUAACCUUCACCUCGCUCAGCUGCCUGUUAAUCAGUAGCUUCUCCUGUGAGUUGGGGGGGCUCUUCUCUCCCUAUGAGGGAGAGAAGCGCCGAAGCAGCCCUUGUCUCCAGGAGGAUCUCUUCCGCGAAGGGGGCACCCGCCCUGGCCUCGGGGCAGAGCCUGGGGAAGUUGGGCGGGCGCCUGAGCGUCUCUGGGGCCAGCACCUUCCUCUCAAGGCAGACUAGUGGGAAUCUCUUUGAAGCGAAUUAAAAUCGAAUUGAAU
This is a messenger RNA of Python bivittatus (Burmese python), 3640 nucleotides long. The record is from RefSeq and is a predicted model, not a curated record. NCBI's taxonomy places the organism in Eukaryota, Metazoa, Chordata, Lepidosauria, Squamata, Pythonidae.